Messenger RNA from Entamoeba invadens IP1, 603 nucleotides. RefSeq lists its product as hypothetical. Lineage: Eukaryota; Evosea; Mastigamoebida; Endamoebidae. The transcript has a single exon. Bases 1 to 603 code for a protein of 200 amino acids. The record is from RefSeq and is a predicted model, not a curated record.
AUGUUCACAAUCAUUCUCUCAAUUAUUCUUCUCUCUCGAUCCGAAUCUAUUCUCUACCAAGAUGGUGAUUUUGGUUGGACGCUGAAUGAUUCUGCCUUCAUUGGGUAUGGCAAACAUGAAGUUGAAGGGAAGACGUGGUUAGGUGGUAACAUGCAGAUUUCCGACAUGUUGAAGUUCAAUGGUGAAGAGCAGACAAUCAACGACAAAGGUCUUUGUUUUACAUCACAAUGGACGUCCAACGAUGAUUCUGUCAGAAUGAAAGUACGUAUUCUUCCUGAUGAGUUUCGUGGUGAUGAUGAUCCCAAGACGGGUUUAAUAGUACGAGUCUUUAAUAAGAAAGAAUAUUGUGUCAGUUUAGAAGAACCCGAGUUCGAUGUUCGAAUCGUCACUCAAGUCAAAUACGUGUCAAUUCAACUCUACCAAACUCUGGAAAACACUAAGAGCUUCGUCUACUUUAAUAACAUUAAAUUCCAAUCUAAAUAUCCUCAAAAUAAUAAUCAAGUCUCGGACCAAUCUAUUGACUGGAGCGCAAAUAAUGGAAAUGACGGAGUCUCUUCUCUUAUGAUUGCCGCUGCUCUUGUACUCAUACUCUUCUUAUUCUAA